This is a messenger RNA of Chaetomium fimeti, 1141 nucleotides long. RefSeq names its product mitosis protein DIM1-domain-containing protein. Gene Ontology annotation, cellular component: U5 snRNP; spliceosomal complex; U4/U6 x U5 tri-snRNP complex. The coding region runs from base 223 to 654 and encodes 143 amino acids. Lineage: Eukaryota; Fungi; Ascomycota; Sordariomycetes; Sordariales; Chaetomiaceae. Gene Ontology annotation, biological process: mRNA splicing, via spliceosome. The transcript has 3 exons. The record is from RefSeq and is a predicted model, not a curated record.
CUGACCUGUGGGUGACAGAAUGGUAAUUUACGGUACCAAACAUCCCUGCAUUACACCUCUGAAAUCAAGGCCCAGUCACACAUCGGUCUGUGGAUGGACAGCCUCAUGCACCGCGGGGCAUCCAUCAUCUCUCAGCCUCAACAAAUAUCGGCAUCAACGAAAUCAACGACAUCAACUUGCACAUAACAACCUCAAGCCUUACGCCUUACCCACACCGACAAAAUGGGUUCCGUGCUCCUCCCGCAUUUGCCCUCUGGUUGGCACGUGGACCAGGCCAUCGUCUCAGAGGAAGAGCGAGUCGUCGUCAUCCGCUUCGGGCGCGACCAUGACCCGGACUGCAUGCGGCAGGACGAGGCGCUGUUCAAGAUCGCAGAGCGGGUCAAGAACUUCGCCGUCAUCUACCUGUGCGACAUCGACCAGGUGCCCGACUUCAACGCCAUGUACGAGCUGUACGACCCGUGCUCCAUCAUGUUCUUCUUCCGCAACAAACACAUCAUGUGCGACUUCGGCACCGGCAACAAUAACAAGCUGAACUGGGUGCUCGAGGACAAACAGGAGCUCAUAGACAUCGUCGAGACCGUGUACCGCGGCGCCAAGAAGGGCCGCGGUCUGGUGGUGAGCCCGAAGGAUUACAGCACGAGACACAAGUAUUAGUGGGUGGGCCUAGGCGGACGGUGGUCUGGUUUAUGGGAAAUGUUUGGGUGUUUGGUUGGGAUAUGGUUGCUCAAGACGAGGGCCUGUCUGGGAUCGCGACACAACGGGGCCAUUGUGGAACUUGAGAUACGAACGAGGAAGCGGAGCCGUGUCUCCUGCCGGCUCAAAAAGACUACAGAUUACAUACUCUGUGGAUGAAGAAGGAAGCUGAGAACGGAGGCGGGGCUGCAUGUCGUGCCGGCUCAACGAGGCCGGAGCCGGGGAGCGGAGACGGAGGCGGAAGCGGAAGCGAUCAAUAUUCACAAAUGGAUGGAUCCCUCGCGAACACCGUAUUUCCCGUAACUAUUCCGCAAUCGAUUUUCGUUAACUCGGUGCUGCGGUGCACGGCAAAAUCGUGCUUUGAUCGGCAGCGGUCCAGAACGCCGAGAUUGCCCAGACCGCCCAGCGCCAGAGCCUUAAUGCGCUAGUCCUGACUCGGGCAAAGCCA